AUGACUAAAGUAGAAAAUGCUCCUAAAAUAACAGAAAUUAUCCCAAGUGACAAGCAAAAAAAACAUACAGCAUUGGUAAAAAUUGCCGAAUUAAACAUAUGCAUGUUCUUACAAGAGCAUAAUUUGCCAUUUUUACUUGCAGAGCAUCUAGGUAAAUGUUUGCCACAUAUUUGUCCAGAUUCUUCCAUAGCAAAGUCAUUAGCUUGCAGUCGAACAAAAGCUUCAUACAUUACGAAAGAAUGCUUGGCCAAACAACAAUUACAUGAAAUAGCUGAUGUUCUAAAGCAAACGAAAUUUUCUCGGAUUAUUGAUGAGACGACUGACAUCUUCACCGAAAAAUCACCAGCUUUAGUCGUUAGAUACUACGACGAAAAAAGUUAUGCAGCCGUAGACAAAUAA
Molecule: messenger RNA, 399 nt
Organism: Ceutorhynchus assimilis (cabbage seed weevil)
Lineage: Eukaryota; Metazoa; Arthropoda; Insecta; Coleoptera; Curculionidae
Source: the annotation of a GenBank genome assembly